Messenger RNA from Lottia gigantea (owl limpet), 1032 nucleotides. RefSeq lists its product as hypothetical. Lineage: Eukaryota; Metazoa; Mollusca; Gastropoda; Lottiidae. The coding region runs from base 1 to 1032 and encodes 343 amino acids. The transcript has 2 exons. The record is from RefSeq and is a predicted model, not a curated record.
AUGGCAAACAAGUUUGGAUUAGGGUCUUUACCUCUAGAAUCUAAAUAUCUCGUGAGUUCUACGGCGUUUAUAAACAAAGCGAAACCUUUUUUCGUGGAUCAAAUCGGAGACACCUUACAAGGGGAUAUCGUUAUGAUCAAUUUCAAAAUAACUAAUUUAAAGUUUCCAGGAAACGAUAACGAUGCCUUGAACAAGAAAUAUUUACUGGAUCAAAUAAACGCAAUUCAAAUAGAUAAGGACCAUGUUGAAAAUAGAAUAAAUGACGUGAAAAAAUACUUCAGACGAAAUAUUAAAAAUCUUGUGGACGAACCCAAACUACAACAAGAGUUAACGAGUUUGAAACGUCUUAUUCAAGUGGAUAAAACAAGUCAGUUGCAAAAUUUAAUAUCUAAAUUAGACGAUAAGAUUACGAAGGUAAAAAUAGACGUCCAACGUUUAAUAGACAACCCAAAUGUAAACGAGGAUAGAUUGAAACGAAAACUAACCGCUUUGGAAAGAAAACUUGGCGAAUUGCUAGCAGAACUAGACAAGACCGCGGACAAAACCGAGUUACAAAAUUCGAUAUCCAAUUUGAACGAAAAGAUCGCGAAGCAAAAAUCAGAUGUUCAAGAUAUAAUUAACACCCUUCCCAUUGACAAAGAUACGUUGAAACGACAAUUGACUGCUUUGGAUACUAAAAUCACGGACGAAUUAGAAAAAGAAGUGGCGAGCACAGUUCUAACGGUAGGAGUAACGGUGGCAACGGCCGUGACUGGUGGAUUAAUGCUUCCAGUCAUCGUCCCAACCGUAUUGGCUGCAUUAACAGCCGUUCAAACGACUUCUUGCGGUCUCAUCACUUUAGGUUUCACGAGCAAAAAGAAAGCUCAUUAUAAAAAGAAAACGGAUAUCUUGAAUAUGUAUCUUAAUCAAUUGUACAUCUUUUUCGAAAGAUCGAGAGAAGACAAGAACAUAACAGUUGAAGAAUUAAAAGAAUUCAAUGAAAUUUUGGACAAAUUCCAUACAGAAAUAUCAGCGGUCAAAAUAAAGAAAUAA